GGCGGAGCCACCGCCUGUUUACCGGCCGUGCCGGUGUCUCUCGCCGCGUGCAGCCGCACCACGUGACUGGCCGGGGGUUACGGCCACCCGCCAGGAGCGGCCUCGUCCCGUCCGUCCCGGGCGCUCCUGACGCGGCUCCCGGGCGCUCCCGCCCCGCCGGUGGCAAUGAGGGCUCUGCUCCCGCGCUGGGCGGCCCUGGCUGUGCAGGCGGCGGGCGGCGGUGGAUGCCGCCUGUCCCCCCGCCGCGGUCGCAGCGGCCCCGGUCCGCCCCCGCCGCGGGAGUGGGCGCUCUCGGUGAGUCCGCGGGGGCGGCUGCGGGUGCGGCUGCCGUGCCAGGUGAGCGUCCGCCCGCUGGACCCGCAGCGCUGCCCGGGCGCCGACCGGGUCCUGGUGGCCGUGAGCGGCGGUAGCCCCGGGCGGGAGCGGGACCCAGUGCGGGUGGAGCACGACGAGGCUCUGGGGCAGGUGGCGAUCGUGGCGGACGGCGUGGACAGCAAGGCCGCCGUGGACGUCCGGACGCCGGUGAAGUUCGAUUUGGAUAUCAAAACAUCAGGGACUGGCUGCGUGAAGAUUCAGAAAAUAGAAUGUGAUAACUGCAAAAUAGAAACAGAGAAGGGGACUAGUGUCUUGCAGUCAAUAAAGAGCCAUAAAAUUGAUAUACGGACAAAUGGUGGCAAAGUAAUUGGUCUUGGAACACUUCAUGGAAAUACAGAUAUUUGUGCAACAGAAAAAGGGAGUGUAAAUAUAGAGAAGCUGCAGGGGACAACCAUCAACAUAUCUACUGAGGAUGGGCUGCUGAAAACUAAAUAUCUCUAUGCAGAAUCAGCAUCUCUCUCUUCAGAAUCUGGUGAUAUUAUGUUGGGAAGUGUUCAUGGUAACACCAACCUUCAGACCAAAACAGGAAGUAUCACAGUAGAUUCAUCAGAUGGAAGUCUAAAAGCUUCUACAUAUCAUGGGACGAUAGAUGUUUAUGUCAGUCAAUUAAGAAAAGUGGAUCUGAAAUCCCAGAAAGGUUCAAUCACAGUCAAGGUACCUGCAUCUCUCAAAGCCUAUUUAGAGCUGUCUGGAAGAAAAGUGGAUGUGAGCUCAGAGAUCCAGUUAAAAGAAACACAGAGUGCCUCCAAAGACGAUCACGUAACUCUAAGUGGUCACAUGAAUCAAAGGAAUGAAACAGACAAAUGGAUUAAGGCUGACACACAAAAUGGUAAAGUGUGUCUUAAAAGCCAAAGCUGGAUCCAGUCUGUCAAGCUGAAGAGUUCUUAAAGGUGAAAUAGGCCAAAGAAGUUAAAUCAAGAAACUACAAAGGAAUAUUUCUGUAAAAUUAUGAAACUUUUUUGAUGUAUAUUCUUAAUAUAAAAGAGAAACAAUAUUAAAAAUAAGAGCAUUUUAACCUAA
Corvus hawaiiensis (hawaiian crow) is the source of this 1395-nucleotide messenger RNA. RefSeq names its product family with sequence similarity 185 member A (gene FAM185A). The record is from RefSeq and is a predicted model, not a curated record. Lineage: Eukaryota; Metazoa; Chordata; Aves; Passeriformes; Corvidae.